Molecule: messenger RNA, 1883 nt
Organism: Panonychus citri (citrus red mite)
Lineage: Eukaryota; Metazoa; Arthropoda; Arachnida; Trombidiformes; Tetranychidae
Product: myoneurin-like
Exons: 4
Coding region: 1-1014 (337 amino acids)
Biological process (GO): regulation of DNA-templated transcription
Molecular function (GO): DNA-binding transcription factor activity, RNA polymerase II-specific; RNA polymerase II cis-regulatory region sequence-specific DNA binding
Source: RefSeq, a predicted model, not a curated record
AUGGUUGCUGAUUAUUGUGGUCAGGGUGAUGAUUCCAAUGAACAGGAGACACCGAUGGUCGUGUCUGUACGGAAAGGAGAGGACAACAGGACGGAAGAUGAGAGAGUCAAGGAUUGUGCUGAUGAGACCAACAGUAACUGUAAUAACAAUGAUCUCAAUGGUUCUUUAGAUGGAAAUAAAUGUUCCAAAGAAGGUAAAUUGAGAUCACAUGGAGCUUUUUUCUCGAAUUACAGUCCAAGACUUGCACUGGUUGACAAAGUAUUAAAACGGAGUAAACAAAGUAAACCAAUGAUUGGACCCGAUGGUAGAUAUUUAUAUCCAUGUGAUCACUGCCAAAAGACAUUUUGUUCAUCCUCUGAUCUCAAUCGACACAUUGGAUUCCAUGAGAGUAAGGAUAUUCGUCCAUUUAAAUGUGAAUUCUGUGAUUACCAAAGUCGCACAAACAGUCAACUUAAAGUUCAUGUUAUGAGACAUGCUGGAAUCAAACAAUAUCUAUGUCAUACCUGCAACUAUAAUGGAGUAACCCAAUCUGAUCUGAAUCGUCAUCGGAAAACUCAAUCACACAAAUCAAGAAGUGGGAACAUUUGUUCAAUAUGUUCAUUGGGAUUUUCCACAGCGACAUUACUUGAAGAUCACAUAUUCAAGUUCCACGACAACAACAAUAACAACAGCGAAAGCCAUGGAAAUAAUGACAAACGAGGACUAUCAGCAAGUCCAAAAGAAUCCAAAAAUGGAUCGUGUUUAUCAUCUUCACCACUCGAAGCAACUUUAUCCGUCUCGAUAAAAGAUGGACCAACUGCAUCGACAUCGACAUCGACAUCGACAAUGUCAAUGUCAUCAGCAUCUUCACCAAGAAAAGCAUCCAAAACAACAACUCCACCACCUGCAAUGUCCGAACCCAUGAAAACCGAAAAAGUCAAUGAGAUGGACAAGAACAACAAUAAUAUCGACAUGAAUCACAAUAAUGUUCUAGGGCUUAAUGCAAAUAGAUUUUCAGUUAAUAACUUGUUGUAAGUGUUUGCCCGGAAGCAAAAGAACGAGAUUAUCUGACUGCGAACAUUCUUUUGGUCAAUCACCUGACUUGACAAACCUCCUCGAUUGAUGAGCAUUUCAUUGAUUGCUCUUACCUGUUGAUUGCUACCAGAGCAUUUUAUUAGUAUUAUUACCCGGUCUUCCUGUUUGAUUGAAUUCCCCAAGUUUCAAUUUUUCCUGAUCAUCUCAUCAAUGUUAUCACUUGUAAUUCGAGGUGAAAGUAGUUGAAUCUUUGUUAAAUAUUUCACAAUUUUCUAGAUACAAUGUAAUGUAGACUGAGCGAGCUUAGUGCUGAGCUACACUGAGAGUAGACUGGAAUUAGCUCUGACAAGAUUGAGCCAAGUUGCUUCAUCUUUCGGAUGUUUCCACAAUCAAGCAAAAUUAUGAUGAUUCGAAACCAAUGGCAAUUGCAUUCCCACCAAAUCCAAUUAUUUCCAAUAACUUAACGAAAUGUGAACACAAAAUGUGUAUUCCUUGUAUUCCUUGUAUAACUUAUUAUCUCUUCUUUCAUUUGAUUGUUUCCACUUUUUAAACCUUAACCAUUUCCAUUUCCAUUUCCUUUUCUCGUUUCUAUUUUUUUAUGAAGGUACAAUUUGCCCUAGACUAUGUUCCUCAUCUGUGAACAUGGUGAAUCUUGGUCAUGAUCCAAUUAAUUGCAAUAUUUAUCGACACCAUCAACACCCAUUGAAACAGUUAACUGGAAAGUUAUCAAUGAACAAGAAAUCAAAUGAAAUUAAUACGAGCUUAUGCCUUAAAAUACUUGGUUGCUUUAUGGCUUAAAUUGAUAACUUUUUUCUGUGAUUGUACAAAUUAAAUCAUUUAUUAAACAUUAAACUGUUGCAAAAAUCAAA